Messenger RNA from Mytilus californianus (California mussel), 6427 nucleotides. Its product is annotated as protein PALS2-like. NCBI's taxonomy places the organism in Eukaryota, Metazoa, Mollusca, Bivalvia, Mytilida, Mytilidae. Gene Ontology annotation, cellular component: plasma membrane; cell-cell junction. The record is from RefSeq and is a predicted model, not a curated record. The coding region runs from base 111 to 1820 and encodes 569 amino acids. The transcript has 15 exons. Gene Ontology annotation, molecular function: protein binding.
GGGUUACAAACGACUUUGGUCGGAUAAAUGUCACAAAUAUUUCACAGGUGAAAACCGCGUCAUUUUACUCUAGACAAGUAUUCAAACAGAUGUGAAUUUAAAGUGUAACAAUGCCAGCUGCAACGACUGACAGUCAAGAGACUGCACUUGAUUGUCUCCAUGACCUACGAUCACAGCUUGAUGACAUUGGUGAUAGAACAGGUGCACGUGACGCUGACCUUGACUUUCUGAAAAGUUUUUUAACAGAUCCUGUUGUUCAAAAAAUUGCACAGGCCGAUGAUGAGCUGCAGCUUCCGUUAUCCAAUCCUCCCAGUGAUGUUAGAGGAGAGAAGUUAUUAGCAGAUGUUGCCAAUGUCAUACAGAAAGUUGUAGGAACCGCCAAUGGAAGAGACUUAGACGAGAUAUUGUCAGAUCCUCAUAUUGGGGCUUUGAUGAAAGCCUAUGAUGAUGUAGCAGACAAAAACUAUGAAGAAGAAUUAUACGAAACUAACAAGCUAGCUCAGCCUCCUCCACCAGUUUUCAGUGCUGUAGCAGACCAUGUUAGACUUGUCAGUAUCAAGAAGGAUAAAACAACAUCUUUGGGUAUUACAGUGAAAAUAGAUGAGAAUUUUAAUUUGAGAAUUGCCAGAGUUUUAGCUGGUAGUGUCAUUGAUAAACAAGGUAUGUUACAUGUUAACGACAUCAUAAAAGAAGUGAAUGGGAUACCUGUAGCCACGCCAGAACAGUUGAUGGAUAUUAUCAGAGUGGCGGAGAGUGAAAUCACAUUUAAAAUUGUACCAACAAUGCAGGAUAUUAAUUUUAAGACACAGAUGUUUAUGAAGGCCCACUUUAACUAUGACCCUCUGAAGGACAGAUUGAUUCCCAGUAAAGAUGCAGGCCUGACUUUCAGUGAUGGGGAUAUUCUACAUAUCCUUACUUCUGAAGACCCAAACUGGUGGCAGGCCAGAAGGGUAGUGAAGGAUGGAGAAGGACCGACAGGACUGAUUCCAUCACAGCAAUUAGAGGAGAAAAGAAAGGCAUUCGUUCAACCAGACUAUGAUUACUCUAAAAGCAGUUUAUUGUGUGGUCUGAAAAGGAGAAAGAAGAAGAAAAUAAAUUACACAAGCAGUAAACAUAAAGAGUUUGAUAAAUGUGAAAUAACCAUUUAUGAAGAGGUGACCAAAAUGCCGCCAUUCCAGAGAAAGACGUUAGUCUUGGUAGGGGCUAGUGGAGUGGGCAGGAGAGCACUCAAACAAAAACUACUGAAAGACGAUCCAAGGAGAUUUGGAGCUGUUAUGCCACAUACUUCAAGAGCACCAAGAGAAGGAGAAGUCCAUGGCAAGGGGUACUAUUUUACAGAUAGAGAAGGCAUGGAUGAAGAAAUUAGGGAAGGAAAAUACAUUGAAUGGGGAGAAUUUAAUGGUAAUCUUUAUGGAACUAAACUGGACUCUAUUCAUAAUGUUACCAUGGAUGGAAAAAUGUGUGUUCUGGAUGUUAGUCCCACUUCUUUAAAAGUUUUGAAGACAGCCGAAUAUAUGCCAUUUGUAGUAUUUAUUGCUGCACCUGGUAUUGAGGCAUUAAAAAGAAUGUAUGAGGAAGGCAGGCGGAGAGGUUUGGUAGGACGUAAGGGGGCAAGUGGUCAUGGCACAAUUGAAGUUAAAACUGAACAUGAUUUUUAUGAGACCAUACAGGAAAGUCAGAACAUAGAAAGAGUAUACAAAGGGAUGUUUGAUUUUACAAUCGUCAACGAUAAUUUUGAUGAAACAUAUAGAACUUUGAGACGAGAAUUAGACAAUUUAAGUUCUGAGCAGCAAUGGGUGCCCAUUAAUUGGGUUUAUUAACCUGUAUAUUUGUACAUUCUUUAUAUCAUAUCAUAUCAAGGGGUUGGUUAUGCAUCAGUAGAGUGCUUAAAGAUUCGUAUAUUGUCAAGUAGUGUGGAUUAGAGGACAUUCAAGAUAAUGUAAAUUUAGAAAUUAUCGUGAGGCUUCUAUUAAUGCGAAUAAUGCAACUGAAUGAGUAUCACAAUAAUAAGAACUUGCAUUAUUAUAUGUGAUACAUAUAACUGCAUGCAGAAUUUCCUGAAAUUGCAAUAAUUAAUCUCGCAUUUUAGUCCAUUCAAAAAAAUUCGCAAUAAUAAUUGCUCACAAUAGUUUCUGAAUUUACAGUAUUACAUGCUUUGUAAAUACAAAAGUAUAUUGAAUUCUGUAUAUUGUACUGAAUCUGUUGGAAGUAAAGUUUACUUUGAAUAACCCAAUUUAAAGAUUUUCCACAUUGAUAUUGCUAUGUCUGCAAUACUAUUAAAUGUUUAUCUAUGAAAAAAAGAUAAAACAGUAAGAACAGGGAAGUGAUGUUAACUCUUUAUUUAUAGAUUAUUGACUUUUUUCAAAUGAGAGGGUGAUUUUGGCUGCAAUCUCAUCGGAGGUAGAUAGACUUGAGAUGAGAUGUAGCCAAGAAACAUCCUUGAGAUUGAAAGAUUAUUGAUAAUCUGUUUAUCACUGUAUUCCUAGGCAAUGUCAAAGACAUAAUAGGCUUAUGAUAUUAUCAUAUUUUCUCUGUUCAACUUAAAAAAGCCAUUCUCAGUCCAGUAGCAUGAUAUGAAAAAAUAUCACACAAAAAAAGAUAAAAGCAAAAUUUAUGAAAAUAGCAAUAUUUCCUUUUACACAUAUGACAGAAAAUCAAUGGGUUCAAUAUUACAUAACUUCCAAUAUAUAUUGUUCGUUUUAUCAUCAAAAGACCCUAGGUGUACAUAAAUUUUAUAAAAAAUGACUGGAAUGGAUUAUCACUAAAAACUUUGUACGUGUCAUGAAGUUAUAUGGGGCUUAAAAAUUUACGGUUAGUGUAAAUCAAGUGCAUUGGAAUGUUUCACUUUAUCCUGUUUUCUUGUGCAGUGUAAUUAUUCUGAAUGAUUUAGAUGUAAGUAUCAUGUUUUAGCAGUAUUCUUAAUUUGGACAAUUUUAAUACUGUAAACCAACUUAUUUUCGCAGAUACUUUGUUUGGCAUUUACCCCUUUCUAACCAACUUCACAGCUAUUUAUUUUCUCAAUUUUCUGAUUUUCAUGAUGUAUUUAUAUAGGGAAAGGUCCAAUAGAUACAUAUUGGCAACAAUUUUUUCACAUAAUUUUUCUACUCGCAAAAAAUAAAUAGCUUGCGAAAAUUAAAUGGUUUACAGUAUUUCGAUUAUUUAAUAGACUAAAUCAAGGCUGUGCAUUAGCAUUGUAGUAACUAUUUGCAGAAAUUUAGAUUUUACAAUAAGAUAUACAUUUUGUAUUUGUAAAUGUAUUGGUGAAAUUCAAAAUACAGCAGAAAAAACACAAUACAUCUGCAAAUAUUCAAAUACUAUAUAGAUAAUUGUUUAUAUAUCAUAAUCAAAACCAAUAUCAAGUGUCAAAGAGAAAGUCUUUUAACCAAGAAUAUAUCUAUUUGGCCUUGAUCAUUACAAUAGACAUAAAUAUCACAUUAUGAUGUUGUUAGUCAGUGUUACAUAUUCUAUAUAUAGAUUUACUUGAUAAUGGAAAGAUUUAUGUUUAUUCAGUAUAGACCACAUCAAAUUGAUUUUUCAAAUUUGGAUUUCCCAUAAUAAAUUUUUUUACUACAAGGUUAUUGUUCUGCAUUCUGCAAAAAUACAAAAUUUAUGCAUAUUUUAUGAUAUUAUAGAGAAAUGAAAUAAGGUAACAAUAGCCCACUAUAACAAGUUUUUUAAAGUUAAAAUUGCAGUUAAUCAGUUAAAUUUAAGAUUACUGCAAAAUACUGAUUGUCUUAUGAUACUGACCUGUUGAUUUUAAAAUGUUUAUCAGGAUUAGUUUUUUGACGGAUUUUUAGGCUUCUUAAUCUUUUUUCAAGGAAAAAUAAUUUGAUGUGUCUUAAUUGUAAUCUUUAGGCAGCAUAUAUAUAUAUAUAUUAAGUGUCUUACUUAUCAGUGUUUAUGUAUGUAUAAAGGAUGAUAAGAGAUCCUCUGUUUCUUUAUUAUUAUUUCUCUAAAUUAGAAAGAUGUUCUAUACAAUAUUUUACAAUUUUUUAAGUUCUCAGAUAUUAUAUUCACAUCAAAAUAAACAAGGCAAAUCACUAAAACCGUUAACUUUGCAAUGUUAAUUCCGGGAAUGUCAACUGUAUUGGCAGAAUAUACUUUCAACAUUAUUAAACCUCAAGAUAAAUUAUGCAGACAGUUCACCAAGACAAUUCUGUUGUAAUUUUACAGAAGACCUACACUGUAUUUGUAUUUCUCACUGUUGUAGGCCGUAUGGUAACCUAUAAUUAAUUAUAUCCACUAACAUGUAUUUGAACUCUGGUGUGGUGGAUAGUUGUCGCAAUCAUACCACAUCUCCUUAUUUUUACAUUACAAGAACUUUAUAUUUCUCUUUGUAUUAUUAUGUCUGAGAAUGUCAACUGUGGCAGAGUACACUUUUAACAUUAUUUAACCUCAAGAUUACUUAUGCACAAUUUCUACUGUCAUUUUACACAAGACUUGCAUAUAGAUAUAGGAAGAUGUGGUAUGAGUGCCAAUGAGACAACUCUCCAUCCAAGUUACAAUUUAUAAAAGUAAACCAUUAUAGGUCAAGGUACGGCCUUCAAAUUUUUAUAUUUUCUUUGCUUGAUCGAUCAUAUUUUAUAAUAGCAACAUAAUAAAAGGACAAUCUUUUAUAUCAAGGAUAUUUUAUUUAUAAAAAAGAUAAUUCUAUUUAUAAAAAAGGUAAUUCUUUUUAUAAAAAAAGGUAAUUCUAUUUAUAAAAAAGGUCAUUCUAUUUAUAAAAAAAUGUCAUUCUAAUUAUAGAACAGUAUUUUGAUUAAUUGUAUUAAGUGGUUAAUAAGUGGAUAAUCUGUCCGAAGUUUAAAACAUUUUUGGUUAAAUAUAUAAUUAGAUGCUUUUCUUAUUUCGAAUUUCGAAUUAUAUUGCACAAACAAGAGUCUUUUCAUUAUUUAGUAAUAGGGCAACACACAUUUAGUCAAUCACACACAAGUUCCAUUAGGAUUUGUUUCAUUGCAUAUGCAUCUGUAUUUUGUCUUAUUUGAAUAAGUAAACCAUUUUAUGUAAAUUAUGCAGAUAUUCAUCACCAGAUGUCAUGUUAUAAUGGGUUGUUACUACUUUUGUACAUAUCUUGUUUUAUGAUUGGUUGUAGAGAAAGAAAACAUCUUAAGAUACACCUUAUGGCUAUUUGUCUGCCUUUAUUUGGUUACCACACAUGUUUUUCGUAAAAAUUUCGAUGACACAAGAGUAAAGGUCUGACUGCAAAGAGCAAAAUGAUUGCAUAUAAUGUCAAUAGGUCAAGUGUCAGGGUAUCCAAAAACAGCAAUAAGGUCUACUAUAAUGUAUCCUAAGUAAAAAAUUGUAGUGUCAAAUUUCAAUUUUGUAACAUAUCAUAGGUCAUGGGUUGUAUAUAAGUUUUUUGUAUAUUGAGAAAAAUAUUCUGGUGACCUUGUUCAGAAAUAAUGUUAUGUUAAAGAAAAAAAACAUAGCAUUUAUCUGAAUUUUUCAAUUAUUUCCAGAAUUUCCCCUUUAAGUUACUGGAAUUUACUGUGAAUCAUUAGUUAUAUACAUAUAGUGCGUGAUUUUGAGAUUUUUUCCAUAUAUUUUUUUUUUUCAGAAAUUUAGUAUACAUUUUUUUUUAAUAUUUAAAAUUUUAUCUUUUAUGUAUAUUAUACUUUGUUAACCAUUUUCUGCAGAGCAGUCUGGCUGUGAAAGUACAAAAAUACCACAACAACAAAUGCGAGUAAUAUAUAAUUAAUUGAGGAUUGCAGUUCCAGAAACAGCAAUAUGUUUAUAUUUUUUUUAAAUAUUUCGAGAAAUUAUUUUGUUGAAUUGAUGGUGAAUUAGCAAUAUAUUAAUUUUUUUUUAUAUAGGCUGAUUGAUAAAACAUGAGGGGCCUGAUGGGUUAUUUUCGUUCUUCGUGAUCGGCGCAUUUUCGCUAUUGUGAUCCGUUUUUCUACAGAUUUUUUUUUUUUAUAUUUUCGUGAUCUGUGAUCAUGGAAAUUUAUUUUCUGUGAAUCGUGAUUGACAAAAAAAUCAAAUCAUGAUGAGACACCCCCCCACAUCAGGCCCCUCAAACAUAAGUAUAAGUUGUUACAUUUGAGUAGACUCUUGUAUUGUAAAACACUUACAUAAUAAUUUGAUGUGGACUAUGAGGGUCUAGAAGGGGUUUACAGAAUUAGAGAAUAAUGGGGGGGGAUAAAGAAUAGAGAAAAAUAGUAAAGAAUAGAGAAUAAUUGGCAAAGUGAAUAAAGAAUAGUGAAAAAUGGCCUGAAAUUAAAGAGCAAAAAAAAUAAAGGCCCCCCUCUAGACCCUCAACUAUUAUGAAACAUUGUAGUAAUACUAAUCCCUCCAUUGAUUGUUUUGUGAUAUAUAUUUUCUUGUAUGCAAAAUAACCUUUCAGAGAUGUAAAAUAGAUGUAAAUUAUUCAAAUUAUAUUUUUUGAUUAUGCAAACCCUAUUACAAUAAAAAUAAUGAUGGUAAACUU